CAAUUCUCUCUCACAGAGCAUUCCUUGUUUAUAAAAUCUCUUCUCUUUCUCUCUCUUCGAACCAGAGAAAGGAUCUUCGCUUUCCGACAAAUGGCGGCUACUACUACACUGUACAAGUCUUCUUCAUGUCUCAAGUCCGGUUCCACCACCAGUCGCCUAAACCCAUCUUCUCUCGUCAAGCCCUGUCCGAAUCCGACCAGAGUUUCGGUUCUGGGGAAGAGUCGGAGACAUGUGGUUACGAAAGCUUCGAUCGAAAUGUCGCAAUCGAACUCGACACCUUCUUCGGUUGUUGUUGUCAAUUCAUCAAGUAAGCAGCAAAAGGGUCCCAUCAUCGUGAUUGAUAACUACGACAGCUUCACCUACAAUCUCUGCCAGUAUAUGGGAGAGCUAGGAUGCCAUUUUGAGGUUUACCGCAAUGAUGAACUUACCGUAGAGGAGCUGAAAAGCAAAAAUCCAAGAGGGGUUCUGAUUUCUCCUGGGCCUGGAACCCCACAAGACUCUGGGAUUUCCUUACAAACUGUUUUGGAACUCGGUCCACAUGUUCCUUUGUUUGGAGUAUGUAUGGGUUUGCAGUGUAUAGGAGAAGCAUUUGGAGGAAAGAUCGUGCGGUCACCAUAUGGUGUAAUGCAUGGGAAAAGCUCCAUGGUUCACUAUGAUGAGAAAGGAGAAGAUGGCUUGUUCUCUGGAUUAUCCAACCCUUUCCUUGUAGGUAGAUAUCACAGUCUCGUGAUCGAAAAAGAUACGUUUCCUAGUGAUGAACUAGAGGUUACUGCGUGGACAGAAGAUGGUUUGGUUAUGGCAGCCCGACACAGGAAGCACAAGCAUAUACAGGGAGUUCAGUUCCAUCCGGAGAGUAUUAUAACAACUGAAGGAAAGACAAUUGUCCGCAACUUCAUCAAACUUGUAGAGAAGAAAGAGGCUGAGAAGUUGACUUGAGGGAUUUCCUCAGUCAGAAAACAUGAAGUUGUGUUCCUGUAAUAAAGUUUGCCAGUGCAAAAUGUUCCUUGUCAUCUUCACAUUAUUUCUAUCAUAGAGUUUCGAUUGAUGCAACUUCUUUAGCAAAAUUUGUAUUACAAUAGUUAAGUUGAACACAUGGAUUAAGACUACUGUGUAUUGAAGUCCACUAUCUACAAUGUUCAUUUAAGAUGUGGCGAGUCCUUUAGAUGUUUGGGGAUUACAUCA
This is a messenger RNA of Raphanus sativus (radish), 1182 nucleotides long. Its product is annotated as anthranilate synthase beta subunit 1, chloroplastic. The transcript has 8 exons. The record is from RefSeq and is a predicted model, not a curated record. Gene Ontology annotation, cellular component: cytosol. The coding region runs from base 91 to 936 and encodes 281 amino acids. Lineage: Eukaryota; Viridiplantae; Streptophyta; Magnoliopsida; Brassicales; Brassicaceae. Gene Ontology annotation, biological process: L-tryptophan biosynthetic process.